Molecule: messenger RNA, 3846 nt
Organism: Dichotomopilus funicola
Lineage: Eukaryota; Fungi; Ascomycota; Sordariomycetes; Sordariales; Chaetomiaceae
Exons: 2
Coding region: 1-3846 (1281 amino acids)
Cellular component (GO): nucleus
Molecular function (GO): ATP binding; ATP hydrolysis activity; DNA binding
Source: RefSeq, a predicted model, not a curated record
AUGGCCGAGAAUGCUUCGCCUGCCGAUAAUGAUAUUUCAACAGCGCGACCGCCAGUACACCCCUUUUUUGCGCAGGGCCGUACAACAACAUCCGCCACGGAACCGUCUGCGAUCCUCGAUGCAACUGAUUCGAGUACCAACUACAUCGCCCCAGUGUUGAACAACGCCACAGACAACAACACAACCACCGGGGAGAACGACACAGACAGCGCAGGAGAAAACCGUGGCAAGCGGCGCAAAGCGGAUCAGGAGCUGAAACUGGACGGUACACCGAUAAAAACCAGGCCAACGAAACGAACAAGGAAUUCGGCGGGUAAAGGGGACAUCGAGAACCUGUUCGCGAAACUCAACAAUGGAAAGGAAGGUGACAAGACCAGCAGGCCUGGUAGUGUGAGCAGCGAUAGGCCGGCCCAGGACCACAAUCCUCAGCCAGAAACUGCUGUGCAACGGGAUACCAGCACCCACAACCCUUUGAUCGAGAACCCACCGGACAAUAAACCACCGACAAACCCCUCACCCAUCGGCCAGCCUCAACCACAAGCAAGUGGGCACAUUGCAACGCCCGGGGUUGUGGAGGGGAGGCCAAAAAAGCUAUUGCUGUUUAAUCCCAAAACUGGGACUAUCGGUCCACCCCCUAAACCAAAGGAGACGCGGAUAGCAGCAGAAGAUUCGGAGGUGAAAAAGAAGGCACCCGGCAGGCGUGGCAGAAAGUCACAGUCAAAGAUCGUGUCCAUUGUCUAUGGGGCGGACCAGGAAGCACGGCUCAGGUUAGCCCAGUUGAUUAAGGAUAUCCUCAGUGGGACAACACGGCACGCCAACACGAAUGCGAGACCAUCAACCAAACCGACCGCAACAGCCACGCUGACGAAGCCCCCAAAAGACACUCACCCGUUUUUCCGAGGUCCGACCAAAGCAACCAAUAAAGCACCUGUGGACUCCCAGCCUAAGAAGCCCAAUGCAUCCCAGAACAGCAGCCGGACAAAACAAUAUUGUACGACCCCAUGCUCCCCGAAGAAGCCACGUCUUGGGCUCGCGUCCAAAGCCCCGAUGCCUCAAUUUGGUGUCAAGAGUUUGGGACUCAAGUUUCCGGGCGCCAAACUUCCUGCGUGGCCCUGGCAAGGCAUGGUGCACGUCCGGGGUGAUGAGGGGGAUAAUAUCUGCCUCGACGACGCGCCAUUGCCCUUCCCCGCCCGGAAGUCAAAGGGAAACGCCGUCAAAAUGUCGCCAAGUGAGUCCAUUAUCAGCCGCGUUGCCGAUGCAUUGGACGUCCCAGCUGUGGCAAAGGCCAUCAGAGACGUCAACACGGAAGAUUUUGUCCCUCCGCCUCCUGAAGUGCGUCUCCCACGAAAGCACUUUGAAAGCGGGAGCAAGCUCCAAUCUCGUAUCCUUGGAGAGCUCAAGACCUUCAAAAGCGCAGCGAAAGCAGCGCUGCCGCAGAACGGCAUGCCAGGGAGCAGCAAUACGAACAACGCUCGGCCUCCCCCACAGCUUACCCGGCUUUUUCGAUCCAUCGCCUCUUCGCUCUCGGCAUUCGACAUGUCCCAAUGUGAGACCACGAACUGGGUGCAAAAAUAUGCUCCGUCGAGCGCCGCUGAACUACUACAGCCCGGCCAAGAGGUAUUCUUUCUCCGAAACUGGCUCCAAACUUUGAUGGUCCAAUCGAUAGACACUGGGUCGCCUGAUGUCGACAAAUCAAAGGCUGGGUCAAAAGGGAAGCCUUCGGGAGCAGGCAAAAAGAAGCGGAGAAAGAAACUAGAUGGAUUCAUUGUGUCGAGUGAAGACGAGGACCAGGAGUGGUACGAGCAUUCGGAGGACGACGAGGACUGGGCGCCUAGUGGGAGCCGAGGCAUCUUGCGGAAGACAGUCGUCCGAUCUCGUAACCGCCCCAGGGGAAAAGAAGUCGAUGACAAAAUUCCCAACACGCUGGUCAUCAGUGGGCCACACGGCUGUGGCAAGACGGCUGCAGUCUACGCCGUGGCUAAAGAGCUAGAUUUUGAGGUUUUUGAGAUCAAUGCGAGCAGUCGGCGGAGUGGCAAGGACGUGUUGGAGAGGAUCGGCGACAUGACAAGAAAUCAUCACGUCCAGCAACACCAGUCCUCCAAUGCGCCAGACAAUCAAGACGCUACAGCAGAUGACGAAACCUCCAGGGACAUCAAGACGGGCAAGCAAGCGACCAUGAACUCCUUCUUUACCGCCAAAGCGAAGGUGACUGUGCCCAAACAGACGAACAAAGAUUCAACAACCCCUCCAGAGAAGGUGACAAAAAAGGAGGCCAAGAAGGAGCCGGCCAAGGCGCAGCGCCAGUCUCUGAUUCUUCUCGAGGAGGCCGACAUUCUCUACGAAGAAGACAAACAAUUCUGGACGACACUCGUCACUCUCAUUGCCCAGGCAAAACGUCCCUUCGUCAUUACCUGCAACGAUGAGACACUCGUCCCCUUGCACACCCUCACCCUCCAUGGUAUCUUCCGCCUUAGCCCCCCACCCAGGGACCUUGCCAUCGACCGCCUCCUCCUCAUCGCCGCAAACGAAGGCCACGCGCUCAUCAGGCAGUCAGUUGAGCAACUCUUCGACGCUCGCCAUCAUGACCUCCGGGCGGCCACGAUGGAUUUGCAGUACUGGUGCCAGAUCGGAGUUGGUGAUCGCAGGGGAGGAUUCGACUGGUUCUACCCCCGCUGGCCAAAGGGGUCCGACUUGGAUGAGAACCAGGAGGUUGUCAGGGUGGUGAGCCAGGGCACAUAUGAGUUGGGAAUGAAUUUGUUUGGGCGAGACCCAGUUAUUGAUGGCAAGGAGUCCGCGCGACUAGUGGAGGAGGAAGUCCUCCAUCAGGCUUGGGAAUCGUGGGGGCUUGAUAUGGGGCAGUGGCAGGAUUCGGAAGAGAUGAUGUUUUGGGCAACAAGCCUGGAGCCGGAGAUGGCAACCCGUGCUAAUCGGGCCGGUAUUUUAGAGGCAUAUGAUCAGUUGGCCGAUGGAAUGAGUGUGGCAGAUAUGUGCUCUGCUGGGUCGUUUGCGACAUUCAAGGAGGAGCUCAUCGAUACCACACAGCCAGAUCUUGCAGCCAAGGUCCGUGACGACUUUGUUCUCGGCAUCACACACCUCGAAGCACCCGUGAUUAAACACUACAGCGCUCUGUCCCCGUUGAUCGCCUCCACGAUCAAAUCUCUCGCCAAGUCUUCACUCAGGCUACGAACCGAAAAGCGCAAACUUGUCCAGGCAAACACACUAUACCCUCUAAACGAACCCCGGGCCAUAAACCAACUGCAAACGAGCUUCACAUACACCCUCCCGGGUACUCCUCAGAUCAGCCGCAUGGACUUCGCCUUCGCCUUCGACCCCAUUGCCGCUCCCGACUCCUCAUCUCUCCACCAUCACCAACCCGUCUCCUACCUCGAACCGUCCGUUUUCGACCGCACCCUGCGCCUCAUCACCCUCGACGUGGCGCCCUAUGUCCGCGGCAUCAUCGCGUAUGAACUGCACCUUCAGAAACAGCGUAUCAAGCUCAGCAGCCUAGUCAGUGAGGGUGGCACGGGCGGACCAGGGUCGAGACGUAUGCGGACCACACGCGCGGCGCUGUCGGCGCUAGAAGGCGGGACGCGGAGCGCGACGAGGGGGGAGAGAUGGUUUAAGGCGGAGAUGAAUCCGUAUUUUGUGGCGAAGACGGCUGGGAAGGGGUGGAAUAGCUUUGAGGAGGGUGAUCUGGAGGAGGUAGGGGAAGAAAAGGGGAAGGUGGCGGACGCUGGAGGCGUGUGGUCCGAUUCAAGCCAGGAGGUGACGCCCAAGAGGGUGGUACAAAAGAAGAGGAAGCGGAAGGUGGUGUUAGAGGGUGAGGAAGAUGAGGAGGAACGCUAG